Molecule: messenger RNA, 1945 nt
Organism: Lotus japonicus
Lineage: Eukaryota; Viridiplantae; Streptophyta; Magnoliopsida; Fabales; Fabaceae
Exons: 1
Coding region: 599-1735 (378 amino acids)
Source: RefSeq, a predicted model, not a curated record
ACAUAACAACGUGCGUGGAUGUAACUGAGAGAAGAGAAGAGUUUCACUUUUCAGUUUUGUUUUCUUUGUGUGAUAUAGCUAGUGUUGUGUUCAUAGCAUAGCAUUCAACCAUUUUUCUAUUUCCCUUUUUGGUUCUUCCUAUGAUAAACCAGAACUUGCAGCAUUGAUAUUGAUACAGUGUGUAGUGUGUGUGUGUGUUGGUUGAUUGAUUCAAUGAUUAAUCUAUCACCCACUUUGUUUGACUUUUGAAUUCAAUCUUCCAUCCCAUUUCCCCUUUCUUUCCUCUCCAUCAUUUCUCUCUUGUCUCUUGUUUUCUUAAUCUAGAUUCUUCAACACAAUUCAACACUUGUUCUUGGUCAUUACUCAUUACCAAAUUGUUCAAAAAUCUUCUUCUGAGAGAUAUAUACUCCUACUUGCUUUUGGAUCCAAUUUGUGUACAUUUUUCUUUUUCUUUUGAAGGAUGCAAGCAAUUUGAGUGGACUGGAUCUGUGGUUGUUGUUUCUCUUUUGGGUGUUUUUGAUUCCCUAAAAGAAAUCCAAAAAGUUGGUUUUUGAUCUGAGUUUUCAUUCAUCAAUUUCUGAUUUGUGUUUGUGUGAUCAUGGGCUGUACAAGUUCCAAACAAAAGGGAUGCAUUCAUUGCAGCCCUUCACAUUACCCUAUGCCUAGAAGCUAUUCGAUGCAUGUUCAUCACCCACCUCAAAGCAAAGGGGACACUUACCAUGUUGUGGCACUCACAUCAACCACAUUAGGUUCUCUGGACCUGGUUUCCCACAACCAUCAUGGCAAUGGCUGCAAGUUUUCCAAUGGUAAGGUUAGUGAUAGUGAAAGUUUCAUAACCCAGAAAGAAGAGGAGAAAAGUGAGGCAAAGACAUGGUCCAAUAUGAUUGAGGAAAAGUUGCCAAAAAAAGUUACUCCAAAGACUCCAAUCACAACACCACCUUGUGAGCCAGAGACUAUCAACACAUGGGAAUUAAUGGAAGGACUUGAAGACACAGGCCCUUUAUUGAGAUCACCAGUUCACUUCAGGAGCUUCUCUUUUGAUGUUGUCAGAACCAAUGGCCAUGUUGAUCCAGCACAACUCAAGGCUAGUUUCAUUGAGGAGGGGUCAAAUCUCAAGGAUGAAGUUUCAGACUUUGAUGAUGACCCUCAAGUGGUUUCAUCAUUCCAGAAGUCAUUGCAAGAGAAAAAGGAGAGCAUGGCUAAAACGAGAUUCUUCCCUUUUGAGGAAAAGAAAAUCAAUUCUGGUGAUAAGGUGGUGUUAUAUUUCACAAGCCUGCGUGGCGUGAGAAAGACUUAUGAGGAUUGCUGCAAUGUGAGGCUGAUUCUGAAAGGAUUGGGCUUCAAGGUGGAUGAGAGAGAUGUGUCAAUGCAUUUGGGGUUCAAGGAGGAGCUUAGAGAGCUACUCAUUGAUGGGUUUGGAGGAUUGCCAAGGGUGUUUGUUGGGAGAAAAUACAUUGGUGGAGCUGAGGAGAUUCAGAAGCUUCAUGAGGAUGGGAAAUUGGAGAAAUUGCUUGAUUGUUGUGAGAGGAUUGAUGAUCACAAUGAUGUAUGUGAUGGAUGUGGGGAUAUAAGGUUUGUGCCUUGUGAAACCUGUUCUGGAAGUUGUAAAAUCUACUAUGAUGAUGAUGAAGAAGAAGAAGAACAAGAUCAUGGUGAGGUAGGUGAGUAUGGAUUCCAGCGUUGUCCUGAUUGCAAUGAAAAUGGGCUAAUACGUUGCCCAAUGUGUUACUGCUAGUUCCCUCUUCUGUGAUGAUGACAAUUAACUACUUAAACCAAUUUUUGAAGUUGUGAUUCUGUGUAUUUUGUUUAUAGUCAGUUUUUGGUGUACAGUAUAAUUUUGAUUUGCUUGAUUGAUUGUAAGAAAGAAGAGGAAGAAAGUAGAAGAGUGAAUAACAAUGCCACUGAAUCUAAGUCCCUUUGCACAACCAGUGCAUUUUACUUCAUA